UACCUCCCAACAACUCCGCCAUGUACCUCCGCAUCGCCACACUUCUCUUUGCCCUGCACUGCCUGCUGACUGGGUGCAAUGCAAACGAUUGUCGAAGAAUGCCUGGUGCAUUGAUGCAGAUUGAUGCAUAUGAUGGAAAGGUAGUUGGGGCGGCCCUUGAUAACACCAUCUGGAAACUGGAGGGAUCAUCAUGGACUCGUCUCCCAGGCAGACUGAAGCAUAUCAGUGUGGGCCCAGCAGGGCUCUGGGGAGUCAACAGUGGCAAAAGAAUCUACAAAUGGGGUUCAACGAACUGGGUGCAAGUAUCUGGGGCCUUAGAGCAGAUUGAUGCUGGUGGAGACGGGUUUGUGUCAGGAGCCAAUCAUCAUGAUACCCCCUACUGUGGUGUUACAAAGCCCAACCGUGUAAACUGGGUCCGCCUUGAUGGCAAAUUAAAGUACUACAGCUGUGGCCCUUAUAGCUGCUGGGGUGUUAACAAACAGGACAGAAUCUAUGUGAGGAAGGGGGUGACAUCAACUCUUUGCCAGGGAGAUGGCUGGCAGCACAUUGAAGGAUCCUUGUCUAUGAUUGAGGUGGCAGAUGAUGGGUCUGUCUAUGGAGUGAAUUCUGUAGGAAAUGUGUACCGCAGGGAUUCCACAUCUAACUGUACUCCCGAGGGUACAGGCUGGACCAAGAUUCCGAUCUUCGAAGGAAAUGUGAAGCAUGUGUCCUACGAUAGCGGUCAUCUCUGGAUCAUCCUGAAGAAUGACGCCAUCUACGACUGCCCAGUCUGAGCACUGCUCUUCCACAGAGACAGCCCUGCUGCGUGAACCCUGUACUCUACCUUCAUUACUUCACCACUGCAGCCCUUAACUAGUCAUGGCUGCUUCUGAUCUUUAAACAUAUACUCAAGUCAAGUCAAGUCAAGUUCAUUUAUAGCACAUAUCAUACACAGAGGUCAUUCAGUGUGCUUUACAUAAACAAAAAACAAACAGUAAUAGCAGACAAAAGCAUAGAUGGGCAAAGCGUAAUAGUAAUAAUAAUAAUAAUAAUAUAUAUUUUUAAAAAUCAUAAGGAACAUAAGGAAUGAGGAAUAAUUAACAAGAAAACAUGACAUAAGGUAGAAUGUUUCAUAUACAGAUACAGGUCUGUUCUUAACAGACUCUGCCAGAGUCCAGUUUAGCAAACCAGUGAUAGUGAUCCUUCUCAAACACCCAGAGCUGUUGCCACUCUUUGGAGAUUUGUUGAUGCUUUGUUGUGAUACUCAUGCUGUUUUUCUGUCAAAUUAUUCAGUUUGGUUGAUUUGUAAAAGCACAUAUUGUGUAGAUUGAGUCUUUAGAAUGCUCUGAAGUGGUGCUGCCUUUGCUUGACAGUUUGUUCAGGUUGUCUUUUCCUGCCAUCUUUAAAAUAAUCAUAGUGAUGAAUACUAUCUGCCCUCUUGUGAUGUGGGUGAUCAAUAAAGCAUAUCAUACUAAAGAUGA
Messenger RNA from Sardina pilchardus (European sardine), 1460 nucleotides. RefSeq names its product fish-egg lectin-like. The transcript has 5 exons. The coding region runs from base 21 to 773 and encodes 250 amino acids. The record is from RefSeq and is a predicted model, not a curated record. NCBI's taxonomy places the organism in Eukaryota, Metazoa, Chordata, Actinopteri, Clupeiformes, Clupeidae.